GUGGCUUCCUGGUAGCUUUAUAAAAACCACAAGCCCACAGUCUGAUCCUUCCAGUCUGUAGUUUUCCAGACAAGAGAAUAGUAUUACUGAGUUUUGAAAAGCAAAAAAGAAACCUUGACGCAACAUGGCUUUUGUACAAGAAUUUCUGAAGCAAGCCUAUUUUAUGGAGCAGGAUGAACCACAAUAUGUGAAAAACACUAAAAGUGGUUCAGCAGUUAAUGCUUAUCCUGGCUUCAAUCCAUCCAAGGAUGCUGCUGCACUGGAUCAGGCCAUCAUGGCUAAAGGAGUUGAUGAAGCAACCAUCAUUGAUAUCUUGACUAAAAGAACCAAUGCUGAACGCCAGCAGAUCAAAGCUGCCUACCAGCAGUUAAAGGGAAAGCCCCUGGAAGAAGCUUUGAAAAAAGCACUCAAAAGCCACCUAGAAGAUGUUGUCUUGGCUCUGCUGAAGACUCCAGCCCAGUUUGAUGCUGAAGAGCUCAGGUACUCCAUGAAGGGUCUUGGAACUGAUGAAGAUACCUUAAUUGAGAUUCUGGCAUCAAGGAAUAACAAACAAAUCAGAGACGCCAACAGAGCAUAUCAGGAAGUUUUUAAGCGAGAUCUUGCCAAAGACAUUGCCUCAGAUACAUCUGGAGACUUCCAGAAGGCUUUGCUUGCCCUUGCAAAGGGUGACCGUGAUGAAAAUCCUCAUGUAAAUGAAGAGCUGGCAGAUAAUGACGCACGGGCCUUGUAUGAAGCUGGAGAGAGAAAAAAGGGAACAGAUGUUAAUGUUUUCAUUAACAUCCUCACUACAAGAAGUUACCCUCAUCUCCGAAGAGUUUUCCAGAAAUACACCAAGUACAGCAAGCAUGACAUGAACAAAGCUCUGGACCUGGAGCUGAAAGGAGACAUUGAGAACUGCCUCACAGCAAUUGUGAAAUGUGCCACAAGCAAGCCAGCUUUCUUUGCUGAAAAGCUCCAUUUGGCAAUGAAGGGUUCUGGAACACGCCACAAAACUCUGAACAGGGUCAUGGUGUCGCGCUCUGAGGUUGACAUGAAUGAGAUCAAAGGUUUUUACAGGUCAAUGUAUGGCAAGUCCCUCUGCCAGGCUGUCUUGGAUGAAACAAAAGGUGAUUAUGAAACUAUUCUGGUGGCUUUGUGUGGUGGUGACAACUGAGCUUCAUAUCCUUCAGAUACCUCUCAGCCUCUCCCUUGAGGAUAUCAUUCCUUUUAAAUUCAUACUGUUACAUAUAUAUGUAUAAGGAAGGCACUUAAAGAGAGUACUUGCCAAGUUAGACUAUUGUCUAGUCUUGAUAUCUUGAAAAAACUGUAGCCUGGAAAAAUAUACUUUUGUUGUUGUUAAUCUCUUGAGGCAUUAUCUCCUUUUUUAUAUUUAUCCAAAGCCAAAGAACAGCUAUGUUUGCUUUUACAGAGUUAGUAAUUGUAAAAGGUAUAGGACCUGCCUGAGCAGGCCCAAGUAACAUUCCAAAUAAAAUUAACCUGUGAUCUA
Rhineura floridana is the source of this 1486-nucleotide messenger RNA. It is a transcript of the gene ANXA1, whose product is annotated as annexin A1. NCBI's taxonomy places the organism in Eukaryota, Metazoa, Chordata, Lepidosauria, Squamata, Rhineuridae. Bases 125 to 1153 code for a protein of 342 amino acids. The record is from RefSeq and is a predicted model, not a curated record. Gene Ontology annotation, biological process: actin cytoskeleton organization; regulation of leukocyte migration; insulin secretion. The transcript has 13 exons. Gene Ontology annotation, cellular component: cytoplasm; plasma membrane. Gene Ontology annotation, molecular function: calcium ion binding; cadherin binding involved in cell-cell adhesion; phospholipase A2 inhibitor activity.